Molecule: messenger RNA, 1354 nt
Organism: Etheostoma spectabile (orangethroat darter)
Lineage: Eukaryota; Metazoa; Chordata; Actinopteri; Perciformes; Percidae
Gene: lamtor1
Product: late endosomal/lysosomal adaptor, MAPK and MTOR activator 1
Exons: 5
Coding region: 222-704 (160 amino acids)
Biological process (GO): endosomal transport; lysosome organization; positive regulation of TOR signaling
Cellular component (GO): late endosome membrane; lysosomal membrane; Ragulator complex
Molecular function (GO): molecular adaptor activity; guanyl-nucleotide exchange factor activity
Source: RefSeq, a predicted model, not a curated record
UUCACCGGAAGUGGCCGUUGUGUUGUUGCACCAGUGCUGCUGUCAUGUGAUAGCUCGUCCGAGGAGCUUCUGUUGACAGUAGCUUCCUACCUUUAAAAGAAGCUGAAGUAAAACCAAGCAGGAGAAAAGUUUUAUGUUUAUUGUAAGAAGAGAACCACGGCUUGUUACUGACGGAGAACAGAGAAGCCGGGGUUGUGUAGUUUCGCCCCUCGGACGCUGAGAUGGGUUGCUGUUACAGCAGCGAGAACGAAACCACAGAGCAGGACCCUGAUGAACGUAAGCCGCUGAUCCCCCACCCAAACCCUGUCAGCAAGCCCCCAAAUGGAACAGACUGGAUCACUACCAGUGUGCCCUCAGCGAGGACGGAUGAACAGGCCCUCCUUACAUCCAUCCUCACCAAGACAGCACAGAACAUUAUUGAUGUCUCAGCAGCUGACUCUGUCAUGAUGGAGCAGCAUGAAUACAUGGACAAAGCUCGGCAAUACAGUACGAAGUUGGCUGUGUUGAGCAACAGUCUGCCCCAGAAGAAAGCCCUCGCUCUCCCCUCCCUCACCAGCCAGCCCCACCAAGUGCUUGCGAGUGACCUGGUGCCAUACUCAGAUGUUCAGCAGGUGUCCAAGAUAGCAGCUUACGCUUACAGUGCAAUCUCUCAAAUCAAAGUGGAUGCUAAAGAAGAACUGGUGGUCCAGUUUGCCAUUCCCUGAUUCUACGACCCUAGUCACCUAAUUGUUCCUCCCAUCCCGCUCUCUCUGUCACUUCUGCAUCCUCACUCUCCAGCCCACCCUUUAUUAAAGCAUCAUGGUCCUUGUGCUUCUUAUCUAUGUCUCUAACUGCUAUAAAGACAGAGACGAUGUAGGAUUGCCCCCAUGGCUGUCCUUAAUUACUGUACUUAAUUAUAGGUCAGUGACAUGUUGUCCGCAUGGGCAAUGAAAGAUGGUCUACUGCACAUAGCCAUUGGAGUGUGCGCUCAUAUUUACAACAAGAAGGUCUCCUCUGUAUUUAAUGCGUGGAUUACAGACUUUGUCAGAACCAGCUGUGGAAUAAUCAUUCAUCCUUCCUGGUGGUCGCUUUUUAAUUUUUAAACGGUUUCAGGGCCGUCUUAGUAUCUUUAUUCGUUAGUAAAAGUUUCCCUAGCCUGUGUACUCCGUACCAUAAGUGCAAGUGCAGUAAGUAUUUUAGCCAUUUACCAGGAUAAAAACUCCCAACAUGGCAUAACGUUUGCACUUCAUAUGUCUGUAACUCUGUUCUGUUGUCCACGGGAAAAAUCUGUUAGCAAAAAGAGCCAAAACAAACACACCAAGAACCGUGUCUAACUUACUAAACAUGAACCAGUAAACCAACUUGACUGAAAUUC